AUGCUCUCGUACUGUACGCCGGGUGCGUUUAUUUUUUAUUAUUAUUUUAGUGGCUUAAUAUAAAUAAGUUUUUUAGUUUUUAAUUUUUUUUUUACUCGUAACAUAUUGGCGUUUAUCAUUUUUGUGCAAACCGUUUAUGCGUGUGUGUGUGUGUGUGUGUGUGCCCGCGUAUGUUUAAAAUAUCUACGUGAUUAUUAAUUGUUAUUAUUAUUAUUAAAUUUGACCAACGGAAAAAUUACGAAUUACCUGAUGUGCAGCAGAACACCGGCGUUUUCGUUGCUCAAGUGGUGGAUCCAGACGUUGCAGUGAUCGAGAUCUAUUUGGCAAGAUUUAAUAAAUAGAAACCAACAUGGGCUGUUUUUGUACCAGCGCCCGAACACACCAUUGCAAAAUCGUAUUACUCGACGAUCAAGAACUUGUGCACGAAGUUCAGGGUUCGAGUUUGGGCCAAGAAGUUUUCGAUGUGGUUGUGAGACAUUUAAGCCUUCUCGAAACAGCUUACUUUGGGCUUCGUUAUUUGGAUUCUCAAAAUCAAACUCACUGGUUGGAUCUGUCCAAGAAAAUGAACAAACAGAUGAAGGGUAACGAGAACUUCACGUUUUACUUCGGAGUGAAAUUUUAUGCCGCUGACCCGUGUAAGCUGGUCGAAGAAAUCACCAGGUAUCAAUUUUUUCUGCAGCUCAAACAGGACAUAUUACAAGGACGCGUACCCGUCACCCAAGAACUGAUGGCUGAGCUGGGAGCAUACGUCGUGCAAUCUGAACUUGGAGAUUUCGAUCCUAGGCGACACACUCAUGGGUACGUGUCUGAAUUCCGGUUCGUGUCCAAUCAGAACGCAGAGCUCGAGAACCGAAUCGGUGAAAUACACAAAGAACUUACGGGUCAAGUGCCUGCAGUUGCCGAGCUGAAUUUCUUGGAUAAAGUCAAGUGGCUGGACAUGUACGGUGUCGAUCUUCACCCAGUUCUGGGCGAAGACAACGUCGAAUAUUAUUUGGGUUUAACGCCUACCGGUGUGAUUGUGCUCCGAAACAAAAACAUUGUCGCAAAUUAUUACUGGCCCAGGAUCACCAAGAUCUUCAGCAAGGGGAAAUAUUUCAUGCUCAGAGUGUGCGAUAAAAACAACGAUGAGAACACUUACGGGUUUGAAACACCCUCGAGGCCCGCGUGUAAACAUCUGUACAAGUGCAGCAUGGAACAUCAUUCAUUCUUCAGACUAGUCCAAGUAUCACCCAACCCCCCAGACGUCAUAAGCACUCGAUUUAGCAGCGGUCGAGCAGAUAAGUCGUCAGUGAGGAGUUCACAGAUGAGCAACAGAACGCCACCGUCGUUUACGAGGACACCUAGUCGCCGUUAUCAGAGGAGGAUCGUCGAAGGAGCCAGCGAUAAUCAAAAUUUUGGAGACGAGUACAAGACCAGAGAAGAACUGAUGCUGCUGUCGUCAUCGUCGUCGUUGAAACCGCAAGACAAACUAAAAAACUGCUCCAACCCUCAACUGCCCGUCCACACUAUGUACGUGCCGAACCGGAGCGAUUCACCGAGGAGCACCAGAAGCGCACCGUGGGGCGUUUGGUCAAGCGCACCGACUAGGGGCCUGUACUCGAGUAGCUCGCCAAGAAGUGUCCGAUCGGGUCCGCAUCAGAUCAUGCGCCAUGCSCGCCGGUCAUCCAGUGUAGAUAGUCAGAGCUCCAACGACUCUAGAUCGUGUCGCAAGCAUAGACACCGCAACAAUAGACGGUCGUCGGAUAACGAGAGUGAACAGUCAGGCCGGUCGGGCAAGUCGGGCAAGUCGCACCGGAAGCACAGGCACCGGAGCCGGAAGUCGUCGACGGGUGACGACCACGAGCACAGGCGGCACAGGUAUCAGCUGGUAGAGUCGGAGGGACAGUGGCGGGAAGUGCAGCGAAGGCAGGCCGAGGGCAGGUCGGCCAUACAAAAGGCGUCGGUAGUUCGGCCUCGGUCGGGCUACGCGAACAGUGGAUUGGAGUCCGAGAGCGAAAUUUCUCAUCAUUCUUCGUCGUACCGGAGACGAAAACACAGGAAACACAGGUCCCGGUCCAGGUCACCGUCGGAGAGCAACAGUAAGACGCGUCUGCCGGAGGAGCUCAAAAAGCAUUUGGAGUUCGAACUUGUCGAAACUGAUGGCAUGACCGAGGAACAAUUACGAGAAAUACCCUACACGGCGGUGAAGACGUCCCUGCAGAAGACCAGUAACUCUUCACCUCCUCUGUCGUCCAAACGGAAAACCUAUUCAUCUCGGAGAGCCAAAAGUUGUUCGUUAAAAGACUCGACAGUGCCGGAAGCCGGUGACAGUCCUCCACCACCGUAUAGUGAAGGUCCGACCGAUAAAUGUUCCGUCGCCGCCGUCUCCAUGCCCAGUUCGAAAAGCGCAAAUCAGUUACCAAGCAGGACACAACAACCCAAUCAAAGCGGACCGACGACGAGGACGUCUGCUGACCCGAAUUGCAGGGCCACGUGUUCCGCGCUGUACGCCAACCCGUCGACGUUGCAUGUGGGCUCGGCGAACAGCUACCAUCAUACUAGUCACGACCAACGGAACCCCAUGAACCAUUCCCGGUGGUUACACGAUCUCGAGCAGAAAGACAAUGCGCACAACAGGAGGACUGAAAACCUGAUGCGAGACUUCCCCUAUAGUUCAGCAAGGUCGUCUGCAAACGGGAUCAGUGCCGAUCGGCCCUCCAUGAAUGCAGCCAAAUCGACGCCGCCACCGUGGUCUAGUCAAGAAAUUCGUGGCACAUUGGGUGGUGGUGGCGUUCCUUGGCAGUGCGUCCCGGAUCGCGUAUACCCGGUUAGUGGUUACGGCCUUCCCAAAAAUAUCAACCAGGCGGCGUACCAGAACCGUAGCAACAACAAUCCGGAAACUUGCGUGUCGUCGGCUGCGGUCGACACGAACCGGAACAGCGCAAUGAUCGCGAUGACGACGACGACGACCGACGACGCCAAGUCCACAGCCUCCACUACCUCCACCGCAGUAGGGCAGUCGAUCAAGUCCAGCAAGUCUUUCGAGAGCGGUGUGUUAGGGCAGCACGCCAACACGCCCAACGGUGUCAUACCAUGGCCGGGYGACAGAGGAAAACCCAGACCGUCACACCAGUGGGACAAUCAUAACGGUACGUCAUCGCCACAUCACCACCUCCACCAUCAGCAGCAACAGCAGCAGCACCACCAGCAACAACAACAACAACAACAGCAGCACAACGGGUCGUCCCCGUACGGCGGUGGUGGUGGUGGUGGUGAAAUCUUUUACUUGGGCAACAGGUCCUCGGGGGUGCGGACUUCUUCCAGGGGUGGUCCGACGUACUUUUCGCCACAACACAACCACGUGGACAGAUUGUCAAACACCGAGCUGAGGUCGUCGGCCAGCCUCGAGGAGAUUCUUUCGCCGAUCCUGCAAAGCAAACUGACCACUUAAUCUCGAGGUCACACAAACCAUUGUGAUAUAUCGUACGAUUUAUAUUAUUAUCAUCGUGAUAAUAUGAAUAAUUAUUGCGAUCGAUAGACGAGAGGAAAUCGAAUACGGCGGCCGAAACUUGGACGACGACUAUCGAAACAAACCACACUAUAUAGCUGCUAUUUAGUAUUUAYGUGUAAUGUGUAUAUUAUAUUUUAUCGUUUAUCAUAAUUUUUUCAUUUAGAUGACGCGUGCGCGUACGCACGCACGCAUAAGCCAUAUUAUAUUACAUUUAUAUUAUACGAACUAUGUGUACAGUGUAAAAAGAAAACGAUUUAUCUCAUCACUACGUGUAUAUACCUAUCGUUCGCAUAUAUAUAUAUAUAUAUAUAUAAUCUACACAUAUUAUAGGGAAACCUUUUCGAGAAUAUAACACGAGUGCGAGUUUUCUUCUUCGUCGUUUUUAUUAUUAUUAUUAUUAUUAUUUAUUCUUUUCACUUUUGAGARAAACCGUCAAAGGGCGUCGAUAAGUCUGAGUUUUUAUUAAAUAUUUUUUAUUUUUAUGAUCCCUAUUUUCUUAUCCUUCUUUUUUCUUUUCUUGAUGCUCUGGUCGCUUUCUCUCGUUUCCCACUCGUAUCAUAUAAUAUAUUAUUAUUAUUAUUAUUAUUAUUAUUGUAAUCAUUUAUCGUGUCUCCGUCGCGCUCGUCGGGUUUGUAAAAUAAUAUCAUACCAAAGCUCAAUAUUAUGAUCAACACAUGUGUUCCGCGCAUAUUAUUAUGUAUACAUUAAA
Diuraphis noxia (Russian wheat aphid) is the source of this 4199-nucleotide messenger RNA. Its product is annotated as band 4.1-like protein 4. Gene Ontology annotation, biological process: actomyosin structure organization. The record is from RefSeq and is a predicted model, not a curated record. Gene Ontology annotation, cellular component: cytoskeleton. NCBI's taxonomy places the organism in Eukaryota, Metazoa, Arthropoda, Insecta, Hemiptera, Aphididae.